This is a messenger RNA of Fusarium tjaetaba, 669 nucleotides long. RefSeq lists its product as uncharacterized. The record is from RefSeq and is a predicted model, not a curated record. NCBI's taxonomy places the organism in Eukaryota, Fungi, Ascomycota, Sordariomycetes, Hypocreales, Nectriaceae. The transcript has a single exon. The coding region runs from base 1 to 669 and encodes 222 amino acids.
AUGACUUGGCCAUCAGCUGAAGAAAACACUCGCCUGCGAGCGCGUCAGCUCCGCCGCUUUCAUGAAAAGCAUAUUAGUUCGAAAGGUCCCCUGAAGAACGCAGACAAGAUCACCGAAACUGACAUGGACCUCGCCACGACUCUCGCUCCAGACUUUAAUCUUAAGUUCUGUGAUAAGGAUGAGGAAGAGUAUCCUAAGCAGUGGGAAACGAAUCCCCGAUCCCUCGGUUUCAUCCUUAGCAACUUCCGUGUCAAGGCCAAGGAGAUUACAGCCGCCAUUAACAGGGAGAUUGAUGCUGCCAUCACCGGGGACGGGGACGGAACAUUUAUUCCACCAGUUUUCCCUGCGGGUUAUGGUGAUAGAGAGCAAAUUCGUUCUCUUGAGGUGCUUGCCAAGCGGCUCCAUGCCCUAUUCCGGAAAGAAAAGGAGAAGGCUAAGGAAUACUUGGCUAGCACUGAGAAGGCUGAGGCUCAACUUCAAAGGCUUCUAGAGGGACUGGAAGACGAAGAUGAUGAAGAAGAUGGAUACAGUGAAGAUGAAGAUGAAGACGAUGACUAUGACGAGGAAGAGGAAAACAGGAAGAGGAAGAGGAGAAAGAUUGAUGGGGCGGACAAAGGAGUGCGAGAGACCAUCCACUGUAGUCAACCGGGCACUCGUACUAGAAAGUGA